Molecule: messenger RNA, 4278 nt
Organism: Tetrapisispora phaffii CBS 4417
Lineage: Eukaryota; Fungi; Ascomycota; Saccharomycetes; Saccharomycetales; Saccharomycetaceae
Gene: VPS15
Product: ubiquitin-binding serine/threonine protein kinase VPS15
Exons: 1
Coding region: 1-4278 (1425 amino acids)
Biological process (GO): protein phosphorylation; protein targeting to vacuole; autophagy of peroxisome
Cellular component (GO): nucleus-vacuole junction; phosphatidylinositol 3-kinase complex, class III, type I; phosphatidylinositol 3-kinase complex, class III, type II
Molecular function (GO): protein binding; ATP binding; protein serine/threonine kinase activity
Source: RefSeq, a predicted model, not a curated record
AUGGGUGGCCAAAUAUCACUAUUGGUACAAACAUCUGCUUCCAUAGGUAUAUUUUCAUAUAUUGACGUCUUGGACAAUGUUCACUACAUCUCACAAGUCAAUUCAUCUAGAUUUUUGAAAACUGUUAAAGCAUUAGAUCCCAAUGGAGAAAUUAUCAUUAAAGUAUUUGUGAAACCAACAGGGUCAUAUAAACUUCCCAAAAUAAAAAAUGCAUUGCUAAUAGAGUCUCAGCUAUUAGCCCCUGUGCCAAAUGUUUUGAAUUAUAGUAAAUUAAUUGAAACUAAUAGAGCGGCAUAUUUACUACGGCAAUAUAUGAAGAGUAAUUUAUAUGAUAGGUUAAGCACAAGACCUUACUUGAAUAAUUCUGAGUUAAAGUUUAUUACAUUCCAGUUAUUGCAAGCAGUUAAAAACAUUCAUGAUUUAGGAAUUUGCCAUGGUGAUCUGAAAACGGAAAAUAUACUAGUUACUAGCUCUAAUUGGAUUUUUUUGACUGACUUUGCAUCUAUAAUUAAACCAGUGUAUCUUCCAGAGGACAAUCCAAGCGAGUUUUUCUUUUAUUUUGACACAUCUAAGAGAAGAAUAUGUUAUGUAGCACCUGAAAGGUUUGAUUCACAUAAAACCAACACUCCAGGAGAUGAUACAGAAGACAGUUAUGUAGUAACGAUACAGAUGGACAUAUUCAGCCUUGGAUGUUGUAUUGCUGAAAUUUACUCAGAAGGACUAGCGUUAUUUGAUUUAUCUCAAUUAUUCAAAUACAAAAACAACGAGUAUCACGUUGAUGAUAUACUGCAAGCACAGUUGAUUUCAAGUGAAAUGAAACCUUUGAUUCUUGAUAUGAUUAAUAUUGACCCCCAAAAGCGUUUAUCUACUGACCAAUUAUUAAGCAAGUAUAGAGGUAAUAUAUUUCCAGAAACUUAUUAUACAUUUACUUAUGAUUAUUUUAGAGAAUUGUCAAUAAUGAAUACAAGUGUACCCACAAAUGGAGAAAUAUCUUCAAAUUCAAUUUUAGAAAAUAAAUGUGAUGUAUUAGAUGAAUGUUGCAAUAAAAUAUAUAAAGAUUUUGAAAAGAUUUGUGCCUCUUUGGGUUACUGCGUAGAUGAAAAUAUCAGUUUAGAGAACUCAGAUCUUAAUGAUGAAUAUGCUAGCUUUCUAACCUUUGACAUUUCUUUACAAAUAAAGAACAUACUUCCAGAUAUGGAAAUGGAUACCGACAAAGAUAUUACAGAUAAUCAUUCCUUUAUAUUUUUUCUUUCAUUCCUGUGCCAUGCUUUAAGAAAUUUGGUUAGUAGAGAAUCAAAAUUAAAAACACUGCAAUUAAUAUUAUCGUUUUCUCGUUUUGUUGAUGAUGAACACAAGUUUAAUCGAAUAGUACCUUACUUUGUGUCUCUUUUUGAAGAUUCGGAUCCAAAUGUUCAAUCAUUUUCUCUGCGAUGUUUAUCAGAAUUACUGUCUAAUGUAAAUGAAGUAACUCAACUAAAUGAAAAUAUUUUUGUUGAUUAUUUAUUCCCAAGGAUUCGAAAAUUACUAUUGGCAUCCAAAAAUAACACAUAUGUUCGAAUAGUGUUAGCUAGCUCUAUCAGUAAUCUAGUUGAGAAUGCAUCAAGAUUCCAAGACUUGUUUAUAAAAUCAUAUUCAAAUGGUAACGAUGAAGAUUGGAUUGUAGACUUGGAAACCUUAGAUAUUACUAACAGGUAUAUGAAAAAGCUUUCUGAACAAAUCGAACAAAUAACAAUUUUGUUAUUGACUGAUACAGAUGUUGCUGUUAAGAAAGCAUUACUAAAUAAUAUAUUAAGCCUCUGUAACUUUUUUGGAAGAGAAAAGACUAACGAUAUUAUAUUGAGUCAUUUGAUAACAUAUUUCAAUGAUAAAGAUUCUAGUUUACGAAUAGAGUUCAUUGAAUUAAUACCAGCCAUCUCAGUGCUAUUGGGUCCAAUGUCUAUACAACAAUAUAUUCUACCCUUAUUGAUACAGACUAUCACUGAUCCUGAGGAGUUAGUAAUUGUUUAUGUUCUACAGAGUUUAAAAGAUAUAUGUACAACAGGUUUAGUUGAAAAGAAGUCGUAUUUUGAUAUUUGUCGAACAGUGGCACCGUUGUUAUUACAUCCGAAUACAUGGAUAAGACAAUUUUCACUUAUUUUAAUUGUAGAAAUUUCUUCAAGAUUGAGUGAAGCAGAAGUUUAUUGCAUGUUAUAUCCAUGCAUUAGACCCUAUUUCGAGUUUGAUGUAAAUUUUGAUCUUCCAUCAAUGAUUUCCAGUUGUAAACAACCAAUAUCAAGAUCAAUUUUUGAUUUGUUAUGUACGUGGUCUUUGAAGGCCUCCAAAACAUUAUUUUGGAAACGCAUUCCUAAUUCAUCUGUUGAUUCUUUUGGAUUUAACAACAUUACAUUUAUAACUAAAGAUUUUUCAGCAAAAUUCUAUGGUUUUAAUAAAUCAUUAAAAUCUACCAAGUCAGUUAUAAAAUCAUAUAAAGAUGAGGAAAUUCCAUUAACUGCAGAGGAUAAAAGUUGGAUAGAUAAAUUUAAAUCUAUGGAUCUAUCAUCUGAUGAAUUCUGGAAAUUGGCUAUUUUAAGAGGAUAUAUAUUGAGUAUCUCAAAAAAUAUUCGGAAGAAAACAGAACAUUUAAGUGCUACAGAAAAAGUAUAUUAUUCAAGAAGAAUUAAAUUACAAAAUGUUUAUCCAAAAACUGUAUUCUUCGAAGCUUCCUUUAACUCAGAAAAUUGUAAAUAUGAUACUAAUCUCAUUUUCAAUGACUAUUCUGAACAAAAUAAGCUAGAUGUUUCCUCAUCGCAAAGAGCACCUAAUAACUUAAUAUCUAUUAGAAACCUAAAUGGAUCAAUUAUGUUACCGACUAAAACAAACCCAACCACCACUUCAAAUUUCGAAAAUGUCACAGUCCAUUUACAAUCAAAAUAUAAGUCAUUUUCCCCUUACGCUAAGUAUGACCAAGCGUCAAUAUCUAAAGUUCAACCAUUCGUGGUUUCAAAUAGUUACGAAGGUUCAGAAGGAACAGUGCGUACUUUCUUAGAUAAAUAUGAGAUAUUAUAUCCUUUGCAUAAAUAUCCUGAGUUCGGAUCAAAUAUUGAAACGACUGUUAAUGAAUUUGACGUGAAUUCCUACAAAGGUCAGUUAAUAAUUAAUCUAACUCAAAAUGAUUUUAAUGAACUAUCGGUAUUAACUAUAUUACCAACGCAGUUUCCAUUAUUAAUAAUAGGUUUAUUUAAUGGAAGUUUAAAGUUAUGGAAUAUAUCUGAUAUUACUAAGUCUGAAUUUUAUUCCCCACAGUUAACAUAUGAUUGUUCAUCUGGGAUAGUGGAUAUUGCUAUUGUUCCAGGUUAUGAUGCGUUCAGUGUAUUGACUCAAGAUAAUACUAUUUUGGUAUUCAGAGUUAUACCAUCCAAGGCAGGAAAACUAAAUAACACACCCAUGAUAAGCUGCAUAAGGAAAUUCAAUGUUGAUAAAGAUUGUCAAAAUAUAUCCAUUAGAAAAAUAUCUGUAGUAUCUAUCAUUGGGAACACAUUUAUAGUAGCUCUUUCAAAAAGCUCUAACAUGUACUUCUACGAUAUUAAAACAACUGAACUUAUCCACGUCAUUCGAUUGCCCCCUGAAUACGGUGCUAUUAUUUCUUAUGAAAUUGAUUCGAAAUCUGAGAUACUGCUUGCAGGAACAACGCACGGUGUAAUAUGCAUGUGGGAUUUGAGAUUUUAUGUUCUUAUUAAAGCAUGGACUUUUGGUGACCAUACACCAAUUACAAAUAUAAAGUUAUUUACUGAAUAUUCAAAGAAUCACAUAAUUGUUGCGGGUGGUUCAAAGCAAGCUUCUUUGACAAUAUGGGAUUACUCUAGACAACAAUGCACAUAUGCUUUUGUGGGUUCAGACACCAACAUACCUAUAAAUAAUUUCAUAGCUCAUGAGAAAACUGAAGGAGCCAUUGAUGCAAAUAUGGAGAUGAUAAAUUUCGAAGAGACUUAUUUUCAAUCAUAUGGAACCGCUAUCUUUUUCACAACUAAUACUACCAGGGAUGUUACAAUAUUAGACAUAGCAAACAUUAAUUCUCCGAAGAGUGUUUUUUCAGGUUCAUUAAAAGAUUAUGGCUAUUAUUCUCUGGCAAUGAAUCCAAAUUUAACAUAUAUUGCUCGGAAGCAAAGCACUGAGAAACUGAAUACUAAUAUUCAAAACAUACAUAUGAAUUAUGUUACCUCAAUUAAUAUCGCAAAUUUUGAAGAUAAAAAAUAUGUCAUAUCCGCCGACAGUUCAGGUAUUGUCAAUAUAUAUGUUUAG